AUGGACUUUUUAUCGCAGACCUAUAUCGCCCUUCGUGGUCCAACAGGCGCUCCUCAACGCGCUGCUGUCCUUGCUUUGAAGGGUUUGGCUCGCAAUUGCAAGGAAGAUGUCGGUGAAAGGGCCCUUCCUGGUCUCCCCGAAGUCCUGCAGAAUGAUGUGGAAAUAGAUGCGGAAAUAGCGAAGGCCGUGCUCGAGACUAUUACCCAGCUCUGUGAACCCGAUGACGAUUCCAAGGACCUUACGUUGCAACACACGGACUAUGUUAUCGGAAACGAUCAGGCAGUUCAUGUUUUGUUCUCCCUCCUUGGUGACACGCACUUCUAUACCCGUUAUACGACACUACAGUUGCUCUCGGUGCUACUACAGAACCGCCGUUCUCAAAUUCAAGGAUAUUUCCUCAUGGCCCCUGCUGGUGCCACCAGUAUCAUUGCCGUCUUGGAGGAUAAGCGCGAGAUCAUUCGUAAUGAAGGUGCAUUUGAAAAGCUCUUCAAUACUGUCACACAUGAAGGCGGAUUGGAGGGAGGUGUGAUCUCACAGGACGCACUUCGAUGUGUCGACAGUCUACUUCGAUAUAAUAGUUCGAAUCAGAGUUACUUCCGCGAAACGUCCCUUUCAGCGUUGUUAUGCUCCCUCUUGCUCCUACCGUCCAACCUUUCCCUGCAAGAUUCAGCUCCACAAGACUUUGCACUGCAAUUUUGGGACUCACAAAAAGUGGUAAAUGUGUCACUGGUGUUUGGUAUCAUGGGAAUGUUAGUCGGGUCUAAAGGCAGCUUUCCUCAGAGCCAAGAACUAUCCGUCUUCGUGCGAGGUUUUGUCGAACUAGCCCUUGCAUCCAACGCACCAACAUAUACCAAGUCUCAGGCUCUCCAUCUCCUUCCUAGCACGUUGACUCUCCCGCUCUCGGAGGUGAUUUUGAUCCCCUAUAUGCCUGUGCCUGAGACACACGGAGAAGAAUGGGACAGACUAGAGCCGGCGUCCGCGCUUGAUGCACUUGUAGAGCUCGCACUCCACGGAGAGUACAAUGGGCUAUACAGUGAUGGUCGUACCAAGGAGGGACUUGAGCUAGGGAGCGCAGCUGUAAUUGCUUUUGAUAACUUUGUGCGGAAAGAGGAUAUCAGACAUGCCAUCGUGCAAGGGAUGCUUCCUCCCCAACAACCAAGUGAGGUUCCAAUGAUAUCGCCCCUUCUGCACACUCUCUGCCUCUCCCCGUCAUCCCCUCCCAACAUCGCUAACGUAACCUCUGCUCAUCUCGCCACACUCCUCUUUGCUCAUCUGCUAUUUGGCUCCCCAAGAGCAAAAACUUCCACCCGGUCUAUCAAGCCUUCUUCCAACAUUCCGGGAGAGACUUUGGGUCAAGGACCACUUUUUGUCCCUGCGGAUAGUACUCCAGCGCCAACGCCGCCGGGAGAGGACGAGGAAGAUGCCUCGCAGAGUUUGUUGCACCUCUUUGCCGAGAACCUCUCAUUGUGCUUCCUAUCUCAAGGGCUGAGGACGACCAUGAGGAACACGACUGCCUGCUUGCAGUGGCUCUGGGAUGACCCUAAAGCCGUAAGGGAAUUCUUAGAAGCCGGCGGGCUGGGCACAUUAGUGGAGCCUAUUAAUCAGACUUCUGAGUCGGAAUACCUCAUCCCUGGACUUUGUGCCUUUCUACUGGGCAUCUGUUAUGAAUUCAAUCGGGAACCGGGAGAGAUCGCUCGGCAUGUGCCUUUCAUCUCGCUACUGUAUCCCAUCAUCUCUCGUUUAGGCGUAGAUGUGCUUCUCGGUCAUAUGACUCGCGUACAAGAGCACGACUGGUUCAAGUCUAUCGCCCCUGAAUCCAUGGUACUCUGUUAUCCAUCCAAGGCACUCCAAAACACUCCACCCGCCGAACAGGAAGGCGAAAUCUGGCUCCACUGGUCUUUUGUUGACUUCUGGAAAUCAAAUCAACGUCCAAGUGCAGAGUCCGCGAUGCUCAUCAAUUCUCUCAAAGACGACAUUCGCUCUCAGGUGCAGGAGAUAGAUGCAUUGCAACUUCGUCUCAAGGAGCUAUCGGCUACUGAAGCUCGGGUACGUGGUCAUGGAUGUAUCUGGAUACUGCUGCUUACUAUGAUUAGUCGAGAGUUGGCUGACUCAGAGGCGCGUGUUGCGGAGCUUGAGGCUGAGUUGCAGACACCAGAUGGCAAGAAGAGGGAGGUCGAGAAGGAGCAGGUGGAUCUUCUGGUCCUCCUCGACAACCUGAGCACUAAGCGCAGACGAAACAAGCAGCGGAUGAGAGAAGCAGGCAUGGAAGUUUCCGGGGACGAGGCAGAUGGUGACAAUGACGAAGAAGAUGAAGAUCAGGGAGGUGAGGAGUAAAGUCCAGUACCGAUCGAGUUUUAUUUCUGCUAGGGCACUACCGCAUCUCAACAUCUCACUUUUCCAGAUCACCAGUGGCAUCGUUCUGAUUCGAAGUUCUCUUCCCUAUAACUAUUCCGACAUCACCGCGGUCAAUCCUUCCGAAUUUCAUCUCCAUCUGAUGUGAUCCUAAGGUACUUCAUGUCCGUGUGUUUUCUACUCAGAUCA
Suillus subalutaceus is the source of this 2541-nucleotide messenger RNA. Its product is annotated as p115 like vesicle tethering protein. The record is from RefSeq and is a predicted model, not a curated record. Gene Ontology annotation, cellular component: Golgi stack; cytoplasm; ER to Golgi transport vesicle membrane. The transcript is spliced from 12 exons. Lineage: Eukaryota; Fungi; Basidiomycota; Agaricomycetes; Boletales; Suillaceae. The coding region runs from base 1 to 2334 and encodes 777 amino acids. Gene Ontology annotation, biological process: transcytosis; intracellular protein transport; endoplasmic reticulum to Golgi vesicle-mediated transport.